GGAAAUAAUGGCAGUAACCCGACUAUUAUCUCUACAGAGCUUAACAAGCAGUCCACUUCAAACGCUAAUAUCUUGCCAGAACUCCACGUUCAAUCCCAGCCCGUGAUUCAAGAAUCCGACCUACCCACUCAAAUUGUUUCCAGAAGUAUUGUAAAUAAUCUCGACGGACUAAUUGUUCCUUUUAAUCUUGAUAUAACCUUGUUUCCCGAAGUAAACAAAUUCUUAGAAAAAAAUCCUUCCCUUAUUGAUGCUGCAAACAUAAUGUUAAAACCAUCUAUAGCGGCAAGCACCGUCUCAGCCUAUAAACCUGUUAUUGAAAAUUAUAAACUGUUCUGUCUUGACAACAGUUAUAAUCUGUCUGACCUAACUGAACAACAAAUACUCGAGUUUAUUGGAGUGUCAUUCUCGCAAAAACCCCUUCUUUCUUACUUCAAUCUACUUUUACCGAGUAUUUCUUGCUCAGAAAAACUAGUGAAAGACUCGUCAUUAAAUUCUUGUAUAACUCCUAAAAUCAAGUCAAUCAUGCAGAGUUUUAAAAGGAAAUUGAGCGAGUCUAAAAAGCCUACAAAGAAAGGAACUCUUUAUAAAAUAGAUAAUUUCAAGCCCAUCAUUGAUAAAGAAAUUUUACCCUUCCAGCAUAACCCAGAAAGAAUAAAUUCGUGUCACUUCAGAUCGGUUUUCAGAGCUAUAAUUCUCUACUUUACUUUUUGCCGCUUCAGCGAUUUUAAAGACUUGUGUGACCAAGAUUUUAUUGAUCAUGAAGACUUUAUAGAAAUAGUAUUCAAAAAAUCAAAAAAUGAUCAGUAUUAUAAAGGGUCCAAUUCAAUUUUGACAGUGAAUGAAAAUUCUAGUAUAUGUCCUGUUUUUCUUACAAAAUUAUAUUUCAAGAAAUUUGGAUUAAAUUUUUUCCAAGCUGGAUUUGAAAGAAACUAUGUUAACUUUAGAAUCGUUAAUAAAAACAGCUCCCGGAGAAUUCCAAAGACAAAAUUAUCAAAUUCAAAUGCAACAAAAAAUACCAAAAAACUGCUUAAUUCAUACAAUGUAAAUGCACAAAAAUUCACUGAAAAAUCCAUGAAAAUAGCCGGAGUUACUGCCUUAUUAGACUCUGGAGAGUCUUUGGAAAAUGUUGCAAUUGCAGGACGUUGGAAAUCGAGUCUAACUCCAAUGCAUUAUAGGAAUACAAGUUAUAAUUUUCGCAAGCAAAUCUCAAAAAAUAUUCCCCAUACAAAUGUUUCAUGAAAAAUUUUAAUUUAUCAUUCCAAAUUUUGGUUUCUUAUUUUUUCGU
Messenger RNA from Eurytemora carolleeae, 1285 nucleotides. RefSeq lists its product as uncharacterized. Bases 262 to 1239 code for a protein of 325 amino acids. Gene Ontology annotation, biological process: DNA integration; DNA recombination. Gene Ontology annotation, molecular function: DNA binding. The record is from RefSeq and is a predicted model, not a curated record. NCBI's taxonomy places the organism in Eukaryota, Metazoa, Arthropoda, Copepoda, Calanoida, Temoridae. The transcript has 2 exons.